AUGACACUCCGGUAACCAAGUGAGAUAUCUUUCACUGUGAUACCGCAAGACACAAGAUUUGGUAGAUCUUCUUCCCUUCUCAGCUCAAAAUGUAUCGUUCUUACCAACCAAUAACCCCGGCGAGUAAUAAGUUAUUAAAGCAAAGAUGGGACGACACAUAUUUCGAAGAACAUCGCAGAAAGGUUGCAACAUCAAAAGCGGUAGUUGAUAAUAAACCACCCAGAACAUACAUGCACCUUCAUUUGAAAUUAAAAAAAUUACAGAUUCAAGAAGAACGAAUAGCAACAAUUGAAAGAGAUAACAGAAUCCUUCUUGAAAAGAUGUCUCAGAUCAUGAGAACAAAAGGAAGAGUGGACAACUGGAAUGACUAUACUGCCAAAAGUCUGAACAGGACAAAAAGACAACAAGAGUUGUUACGUGUUACUCAUGAGAAUCAGGCUAUUUUAAAGAGGGUUCUGGCUCAAAAACCAGUCUAUGACCAUUCAAAAUGGGAGGAUCAUUGGUUGGAAAAAGAAGGAUACAUGGACAGCAUUUCAAAAUAUCCUAAAGAAUGGUACAAAAAAAGCGCAGCUAAAAAGUUGAAGGAAAGAAAAAAUGAUGGAAAAGAAGACACAAGCACCUCAAAGAAAGGAACUAAAAAGGACAGAACGUCACCAAGGGAGGAGAAAAGCAGCAGAACGGCGAGUCCUCAAGAGGAUGUUGAAGGAAAAUCAGUCAGUCCGAGAGAAAAAGAAGAAAGGUCAAAGAAGGACAGUGGAAAAGAGAAAGAAGUUCAUGAAAUAAAAGAAGAAAAAGUAGCAGGUGAAGAUACUGUGAUUGAAGAGCCAGAUGAGAAACCUGUUAAAACAGAUGAAAAUCCAGAUGAAAUAGCAGAAACUAUAGUCAAAGAAGAAAACUGAAAUAGAUAGAAAAUAUAAAAUGUUGAUGACUGAUGUUAUUAGUUGUACGAAAGAGACAUGCAUUGGCUUGCACACAAAGGUUGAACGUAUUUGACAGCAUUAUUGAACACAAGGACACACAAACCAUCAAGUUAAAUACAUGAUUACUUUUCUAUUUAAAUUAUUAAAAGUAAAAAUUGGGAUGUUUUUAGCCAAAUUGAUCAUAAGAAUGACUUUAAUCUUUGAAACACUUCUUCUUCAUAUUCUGUAACAUGUCUAUAAUCUCCUGUGUCGGUAUGUUAUCAAGGUGAUGAGUGACUACCAAACUAUUCAUUUUGCUUCAGAUAACAAUUAUUAUAUCUAUGAAUUACGUUUAUGUUUAGUGGUGAGGGUUAUCGCAGAUGUAUCAGUCUAACCUAGAUAUAAAAAUGGAAGACAAAUGAAGACGUGUUCAAUUAUGUAUAUUUAAGAUUUUUAA
This is a messenger RNA of Dendronephthya gigantea, 1356 nucleotides long. RefSeq lists its product as uncharacterized. NCBI's taxonomy places the organism in Eukaryota, Metazoa, Cnidaria, Anthozoa, Malacalcyonacea, Nephtheidae. The coding region runs from base 90 to 899 and encodes 269 amino acids. The record is from RefSeq and is a predicted model, not a curated record. The transcript has 5 exons.